Molecule: messenger RNA, 759 nt
Organism: Durusdinium trenchii
Lineage: Eukaryota; Dinophyceae; Suessiales; Symbiodiniaceae
Source: the annotation of a GenBank genome assembly
CGUAGCUGUUUGGCACAGAACAGCUCCACAAAGCCAUCUCCCGAUGGAGCUGCCCCAGCUGCAACCGGUGCAAAGUGAGGCAGAAGCCCCGCCGGCGGAGCUUGCAGCGGUUUGGGUGCACAAGGCAGCCAAAGGAAGUGACCAGUGGGUGCGAAGCUGCUCCUCACACCAGCUGCGGAUCUAUCGUUUUCGAAAGCAGCUUUCCAACGUGACGGUGCUUGUGAAGUUUGCAUACCUGUCCCUCUCACUGUUUGAGGAACCCUGUUGGAUAGUGCGCUGCAAAACUUGCGACUCGAAGUACAGCUGGCAAUUACCACGCCUACCGUUCUGGGCAUCAAACGGGAUUGAAAUCUUGUGCUUGGCGUACUUUGGUCUGAUUUUUCGGCUUCGUGAGCUUUCCUUAGGUGAUGGGAAUCAACGGAGCCGGUGGCACACACUACGUGAGGUCCUGGUCUCGUUGGCUUUGGUUGAUUGCUUGGUCGCCAGCUUCAAUACGAUUGGCGUCGUGCCAGGCAUUUUCCGACUUUGCCGCCUCUGUCGGCCCGUGAUUUUCAUUGCAGUGAGUAAAUUUGUCCGAAUGACGGUGAACCGAUUGUGGCGGUCCUGCUUGCGUUUCUGGGAGAUCUUGGCAGCAUUGGUAGUUGCGGUGCUGUUCUUCGUUUGGUUUGCAAUCGUAAUGUUCUCGCGGAGCGAAGAAGGCCGCGAGCACUUCCAGGAUUGGCCAGAAGCAUUGGCCUCACUGUUACUUGGCCCUUUUUA